AUGUCAGAGAGCAAUCACAACUCUCAAACAGAUAAACCGACUCACUCUUUCAGAAACAAUCGCAUUUCUUUAUCUAAAGAACAGUCAUGGAGAAAACCGCACUUUCAGGAUGAAUCUGUUGAGCAGCCAUCGUUGUCGUUGGAUUCUGCUGCUAAAUGCCGCUCCGAUACUCACUCAUUGUCUGCUUCAUCCAAAGAUACUACAAGGAAUACUCACUCAUUGUCUGGCUCAUGGAGAAAAACUACAAAGGACACGCUUAACAAGUCAAGUAUUCAAAGUAUGAGUUCGGAAGGACUGCGGCAAACUAUUCGCAACUUUGACUCUCCUGUUGCAUCAAGUAGUCUUGACUCGCUUUCGUUUGUUUCUAGGAAUUCCAAUGACGAUGGUCGUCCAUCUCUUUGCGAUCUCAAAGUGCAAGAAGAUUAUUUUCAGCUUAUUUUAGAAAAAAUUGGAAAGGAUAUUACAAUUGCACCAGAUACAAGUCAUAUCAUUUUGUCUUUACGAAAACUGAGAGAAGGCAUUGUAGCCACAUCUCGUUGUGAUGCAUUUGCCAUUCGAGAUACCAAAAACAAUGCCGAACUCUUCAAAUCGCUAGUGUAUCUUGUUAAUACUUUAUAUCCAGUCAUCAGUACAUCCAUUGAGGUUUCAGAUUCAUCGUCAAAUUUGGCAUCUACCAAUAGAUCUGAAAUGUCUGGAUAUCUGCUUUUGCUGCUUGUUUGUGAGAUCCCAAAAACUAAAUGGUCUACAACUCCUAGCCAUAGUUCAUCAGUUCAAAUUGCAAGACAAACACGAUUACGUAUUGUUAUCCAACUUGUGGGAUACCGCAACAUGUCAUCAACGCAUGCUAUUAUCAAAUGCGUUGCCAACAAUUCAGGCGCGAACAAUGACAAUCCUAGCUAA
Molecule: messenger RNA, 900 nt
Organism: Batrachochytrium dendrobatidis JAM81
Lineage: Eukaryota; Fungi; Chytridiomycota; Chytridiomycetes; Rhizophydiales
Exons: 3
Coding region: 1-900 (299 amino acids)
Source: RefSeq, a predicted model, not a curated record